CUUACACACAAAUCCCCUCCAUGCACACACACACACACACACACACACACACACACACACACACACUCACACUGGUAGGGAGAAAGUGGAGCGUGCAGAGGAAUAGACAGCGCGGGAUCACAACGGGGAUCAUGUGAGGAAGACAAGCGGCCAGCAGGACUUACCGCCCGCCGACUCACAGAGAAAGAGACGGACUGAGAGAAAGAGACUGAGAGAGAGAGAGAGACGGAGAGAGAGAGAGAGAGAGAGAGAGAGAGACGGAGAGAGAGAGACGGAGAGAGAGAGAGAGAGAGAGAGAGAGACGGAGAGAGAGAGAGAGAGAGAGACGGAGAGAGAGAGAAAGAUGAGUAUACAUUCGUCCAGGACUUAGAACCGCAGCCGGGUGAUGGAGGAGUCAACGUGUGGGGCAUGUUCCGGUGGCACCGACUCACAGACCUGCGGGUGAGGGCACCACUCCCAAAGGACCACCGACCACCCACCUUACCCUACCCUACCGGGCAGCAGAGUGUGGGGCAUCGUGGACCGCGGGGCAUCGGGUCGGCAUGAACGUUCACCAGAUGGCCUUGCGCUGGGCAUGCCUGGUCUGCCUGUACCCACUAGCCCUGGGCGGCAGCACCCACCUGCCCAACGGGCGCAAGAGGAGCAAGGACGUCUUCCUGGGGGAGAAGACCCGGCACAAACACGGAGGGCGGAUAGACUUUAAAAUGAAGAAAUCAGACAGCACCAAGUCUCUGCUCAUAAAAUCCGAACAGCUACUGAGGAUUGAGGACCAUGACUUUGCUAUGAGGCCUGGCUUUGGAGGUUCAGCCAUACCUGUGGGUAUCGAUGUUCAGGUUGAAAGCAUCGACAGCAUCUCUGAAGUCAACAUGGACUUCACCAUGACCCUGUACCUGAGGCACUAUUGGCAGGACGACCGCCUGGCGUUCCCCUCCAGUAACAAUAAGAGCCGCACGUUUGACGCCCGGCUGGUGAAGAAGAUCUGGGUUCCGGACGUGUUCUUCGUCCACUCCAAACGUUCCUUCAUCCACGACACCACCAUGGAGAACAUCAUGCUGAGGGUCUAUCCUGAUGGGAACAUCCUCUACAGUGUUAGGGUGACUGUAACAGCUCUGUGUUCAAUGGACUUCAGCAGUUUCCCCCUGGACACACAAAACUGCUCUCUAGAAUUGGAGAGUUACGCCUAUAAUGAGAAUGACCUCAUGCUCUACUGGAAGAACGGGAACGAUUCACUAAGGACUGAUGAGAUCGUGCUCUCACAGUUUUUUAUUGAAGAAUUCCAGCCUUCCUACGGGCUAGCCUUUUACAGCAGCACCGGCUGGUAUAACCGCCUGUACAUCAACUUCAUCCUGCGGAGACACAUCUUCUUCUUCAUGCUGCAGACCUACUUCCCCACCAUGCUGAUGGUCAUGCUCUCCUGGGUGUCCUUCUGGAUCGACCGCAGAGCCGUCCCUGCACGCGUCUCCCUCGGCAUCACCACAGUGCUGACCAUGUCCACCAUCAUUACGGGUGUGUCGGCGUCCAUGCCCCAGGUGUCUUACGUGAAGGCGGUGGACAUCUACCUGUGGUCCAGCUUCCUCUUCGUUUUCCUGUCGGUCAUCGAGUAUGCGGCGGUCAACUACUUCACCACGGUGGAGGAGAUGAAGAAACUGAAGAAGAGCACAGCCACAGGCCUGGUUCCCACCACAUACAACACUAACCAGGCCAUGGCUUUUGACGGCUGUUUCCAUGACGAGAUUGACCUCUCACCUUUCCCCGAGCUGCCCACCACGCCCACCACGGACCGCGCGGCACCCCCACGGAACUCCAGCUUCGGCCCGGAGCCGCCCUCGAGGAGACGCAGCGGCUAUGGCGGGCGGCGGGUCGCGCACAACCUCAAGUUCAUCAUGAGCAACAGCUACAUGAUUGACUCGUACUCGCGCAUCAUCUUCCCCCUCGCCUACCUGCUCUUCAACAUCAUCUACUGGUGCAUGUACUCCUGAGACACACACACACACACACACACACACACACACACACGCAUUCUGAGACGCCUACCUGCUCUUCAACAUCAUCUACUGGUGCAUGUACUCCUGAGACACACACACACACACACGUACUCCUGAGACGCCUACCUGCUCUUCAACAUCUUCUACUGGUGCAUGUACUCCUGAGACACACACACACACACACACAUGUGUACACACACACACACACACACACUACUACCCUGGCCCUCUGAAUCGUCCAGUUCCUUAUCGACUGGUCAACACUAUAGUACCUCUGUACCCCACUGCUGCACUACCAUGUACUACAACACACCACAGUGUGCACUACGGUACUGCACCUUUUUCUACUUCAGUAUACUACAGAUCCACACUACAGUACUUCAGUAUACUACAGAUCCACACUACAGUACUUCAGUAUACUACAGAUCCACACUACAGUACUUCAGUAUACUACAGAUCCACACUACAGUAAAGCUACCCAGCAGUAGCAGUUACAGGAACAGGAAGACAUCAUCAUGAUCUCCAUGACGACAGAACUCUUACUUCCUUGACUGCCAUGAGCCCAUUUUGGUUCUGCCUCCGCAGCAGAACCUAGAACCUAGAACUUCCACAGCACACACACACACACACACAAAGAACCUACGGAGACGCAAUGAAUGAUGAGCAAACAGGCUGCCCAAGUGCACCCUGGGAGAUUAGAGACAGAGCCGGAGAGGAUUCUGGGAUAUCUGAAUGCAGUGCACCCUGGGAGAUUGUAGAGAGGAUUCUGGGAUAUCUGAAUGCAGUGCACCCUGGGAGAUUGCAGUCAGAGAGCAUUCUGGGAUAUCUGAAUGCAGUGCAUCCUGGGAGAUUGUUUUUUUUUUUAAGAGGUGGCGGACAUAUCCGUGAUGUAAUACUCCUGAUAUUCUGAUGCGUCCCAUUGUGAUGGCAGUAGCUGUAUCUGUCCAGUGGAGGCUGGAGUGGACGGCUGCAGCGGAGGCUGUCCAGUGUUUAUUGACUAUAACAGCGGCACAGUCCAGCAGUCCAGCUGAACAGUCUAACUUCUGCCGUCAUAGAAGCUGCCACAUGUUUAUGAGGGUUUUUAUUUCAGCGCCGUCUACAGAUGUUCAUAUAGCAGUUCAUAAAUACUUAUUUACAUUUAUACAUUGCAUUUAACUUUUGUUUAUUAUUUUAUUUCAAUUCAGUUUUAUGGUGUGUGUGUGUGUGUGCUUGAGUGUUUGUGUUUGUGUGUGUGCUUGAGAGAGUGUGUAUUGCAUUUUUGCAUGUGUGCUUGGUCUUUACAUUCAAGCAAAUCUCAUAUUUGUAGCUUAAAUAAAUGCAUUUUAUUAUCUUUGGUGAUUUAAAAAGGAGUUGUACAGUAAUGAUCUUGAGGCUCUAUAAAAAAUAAACAUACAUAAACAAUAAACAUGUGCUCAUUUACUGCAAACAACACAUAACUUUGAUCAUUCUCUGUUUAGUUGUGUACUUGUACACUCUUUGGUAAGAGUGGGUCUAAUAUGAAUGAAUAUGAUUCUAGAAAGUCAGAGUGAUGAAAUUACACAGUAAUGGCAAAAGCAAUGUCAGACACCAUCAUAUAUACAAUAUACAGAAUAUACUGACACACAAGGAGCGCGAAAGAUAUUUAGCCAGGGUGACUCGUCCACUUCCAGUUUUAAUCACAAGGGGGAGCUCCACGUCCACAUGAAGGAGAGGUCAAUAUUACACCCUCACUAGGUGGACAGGGCAGUCAAUGUGGGCAAUCCAAUAGCCGGCAAUCCAACGGAAAUGUGAGAUGAAACUUCAUGCACACAAUAGUACAAUAAUGAAAAACAAGAUACUUGGCUAUUCUGUUGUCUUGAAUAUCUCAGCAACAGAGAAAUGAAACUGCUCCAACUACCCUCCAAGUAUAUUAUGAUAACGGCCUUAAGACAAAAUAAUUAUUUUUGGUGAAAGCAAGUCAAUCUGCAAAACACUGCACUACACUGCACUGCGUACAGGGUCUUGAUUUGUCAUUCAGAUCAGAAAAAUACUAGUAGUUACACUCUUUAAAGGUUGUAUCAGCGA
Alosa alosa (allis shad) is the source of this 4028-nucleotide messenger RNA. RefSeq names its product gamma-aminobutyric acid type A receptor subunit rho3a (gene gabrr3a). Gene Ontology annotation, cellular component: neuron projection; membrane; GABA-A receptor complex. The record is from RefSeq and is a predicted model, not a curated record. Gene Ontology annotation, molecular function: neurotransmitter receptor activity; extracellular ligand-gated monoatomic ion channel activity; GABA-A receptor activity. Gene Ontology annotation, biological process: monoatomic ion transmembrane transport; chemical synaptic transmission; signal transduction. NCBI's taxonomy places the organism in Eukaryota, Metazoa, Chordata, Actinopteri, Clupeiformes, Clupeidae.